Molecule: messenger RNA, 2265 nt
Organism: Anastrepha ludens (Mexican fruit fly)
Lineage: Eukaryota; Metazoa; Arthropoda; Insecta; Diptera; Tephritidae
Product: dehydrogenase/reductase SDR family member on chromosome X
Exons: 6
Coding region: 747-1814 (355 amino acids)
Source: RefSeq, a predicted model, not a curated record
CAUUAGCAAAUCUAUUGGAAAUUGCUGGGAUCAGCAAAUUAUUAAGAAUGAAUGCGCCAUUUUUAUAAGACUGAAAUGAGGCUGCAUUUUGUCGUGAAGCUUUUUUCAGUGGAGCAUUUAAUAAGAGUGCCUCCUCAAUUUGUUAUUUUUAUCUACGUAGCUGCACCUCCAGCGGCCAUUACUUUAGCAGCCAACACGCUAGCAGAGAGUAUUACUCAAUGAUACGGCUACUUUGGGAAAUACUUCCCAUUGACAUUGCAAGUUUUGCGAAGCGCUGGUUCAGGUGUUUGAAGACGCGCCGGCAAUGUUGGGCGAUUAGUCACUUAGCGAGUUUCUCUGCGAUCGGUUGUGGUAAAAAACGUGUUGCGCGGCGAUUCAGUUUGCCUUUUCAGUAGUCUCUAUUUAUUAAUACCAAGCGUUAUUGUUCAAUAUAUGUUUAUGAAAGCAAACGCGGCUAGACAAGCGAUUAAAGAACAUCGUAUAGUGCGAUAAGUGUUUAAGCGUUGGAGGAAAAAUAUAUUUACACAAUUAAUAGAAUUUAUAUGACUUGACAGAAACGCGGCCUUGGAAAGUAACUGUCAACAAAAAAACUUAUUUACACAUGAUUGAUGUCAUUACAAAAUCAGAUACAGUAUUACCUGCAAAGAAAAUUAACGACAACUCCUCAUCAACAGCAAUAUUAAAUAAGCCUGUAAAUAUCAAGCUAUUAAAUUUCUUCUGCCGUAAAUUAAACUGAGCCGUCCAAAAUGGUAACUCUAAUUAUUACCCUCCUCUCGCUGCUAUUUGUGUUUUGCGGUUUCUAUUUUGCCAAAACGUCAAAGGAGAUGCCAAAAAAUUGGUAUGAAUUGAAAACGGAGCUGCGCUAUCAAUACAUUGGCCUAGUUGGUUUGGCCCACGAUUUCAUUUAUCGAUCACGCGAUCGUGUUGCACUUUAUAAGCAACCUGGUCGUGUAGCUGUAAUUACAGGUGGCAAUCGUGGCAUUGGCCUACGAACUGUGGAGAAACUGCUGGCGUGUGAUAUAACUGUUAUAAUGGGUGUUCGUGAUCCCGUUAGCGCCAAAGCCGCGGUUACUUCCGUUGUCGAUCUUUCAACCAGUGAUGGCAAGCUGAUAUGCGAGACGCUUGACAUUUGCGAUUUUAAAUCCGUUAACGAAUUUGCUGAAAAAAUUAAGGCGCGUUACAAUAAAGUUGAUUUGCUAAUUAACAAUGCUGGCAUUAUGUUUGCGCCCUUCAAAUUAACCGCCGAUGGAAACGAAUCUCAUAUCGCCACCAAUUACUUGGGCCACUUUCUGCUCACUCAUCUGCUUAUGCCCGAACUGAAGGCGGCUGGCAAAGAAGGCAAAAAUUCGCGUGUCGUCAACAUAUCGUCUUGUGUGAAUCUGAUCGGACGCAUAAAUUACAAUGACAUCAAUGGAAUCAAACACUACUACCCGGGCACUGCGUACAGCCAGUCGAAGUUGGCACAAAUUCUUGCUACACGCCAUCAACAAACCAUCUUGGACGCACAGUCAGCGCAUGUACAAGUCAAUGCUGUGCAUCCAGGUAUUGUCGACACCGAUCUCUUCGAGCAUAGCGCCACCACUUAUGUGCCAUUCGUGAAGAAACUACUAUUCAAAACCCCCGAACAGGGCUCACGCACCGUUGUCUUUGCCGCCAUCGAUCCGAGAGUAGAGGGUAAAGGUGGCACCUACUUGAGCAAUGGAGGACUUGGACAAAUGCACCCAGAUGCCAAGAACCCAGCUAAAUGUGAAAAAUUAUUUAAAUACACCUGUGAGCUGUUGAAAAUUGAGGAUUUCGGUAGUGGAAAAAUUUGAUGCGCAAAAGCCUACGAAAGGUGAAGAGUAAAACCAGCCACCGAAUGUAAAGUCAUGCAAAAAUAUAUGCAAGCAUUGUAUUCCAAUAUUUCUAAGCCCUCGAGACAGACAAUAUUUGCGUUUGCCAAAUUUGCUGAAAAGGCAAGUGAAAAUAUUAGGGGUUUUCUAUAGAAAUUAUGCCAAGAUGAACUUAAAAAUUUUCGAUAUCUGAAUUUAUAUGUCGUAGGAGUAGAAAUGUAUUAAAAAACAAUUAUGUUUCACUUUAAAAACAUUAUUUAGCCGAUUUAACUACGCUUUCUUCUUACUCUCCAAACUCUAUAAAAUAUCACUCACACUAAGCAUAAACAACAUUCAUAUACAACUGUAUUAGCAGCAAUAAGAAGCAUUUAAGUAUAAAUCUAACCAUAUAAUUAGUUAAAUUACAACUGUAUUUAAUUUACAUUUGUGAGAA